GUAAUGCCAGAGACAAACAGCAACACUGCAACUUAAUUUAACAUUUGUGUGCGCAUUUAAUUUAAUCUGCAACAAGAGCAGCAUCAUUUAUUUUUAUUGCAAAAUUUGUUCAUUAUACAAAAAUAUAUAUAAAUAUAUUAAACAACAAAUACUUUAGAACUUUAGCUGGAUACACGGUGAUUUGUGUGUUAUUUUAUUAAAAACUCUUAAGAUAUGAAUCCUACUCUAUGGGUUUUGGUGGCCAUUAAAAUAUUCAUAAUUUUUUGGCUAAUUUAUUACAUCUUCGAGAGGCGUAAGAGAAAAGCUUCUGUCGAUAGUCUCGUUGUAACAGAACAAGGUAUGGUUACGGCGUAUGCUGGAGCACCUGUAACACAAAUUCCCAAAGAUUAUAAUGCAUACAAUCAGCAGCAGUUAUAUCCGCCGGCAUCGGCAAAUACAAUUCCAAACAUAUAUCCCUCCAUUGGAAUUGUGGAUGUACAAUCAAAUAUGGCGCCCGCAAAGUAAAUUAUGGAAUUAAUUAAAAAAAAAGUUUGUAUACCCACAAGUCAAUUGUUUUUUUAUUGUCUUUGUUUUUAAUUUUUUUUAAACACAAAUAUAUGUAUUAACUGUCUGAUUACUUUUUAUAUAACGAACGAAUCUUUUCUCUUUAUAAACUCAAAAAUAAUUGAAAACAUUUUGUAUAAGAAAACUUAGAUGUUUACACACAAAUGAAUGAAUAACUGAAUACUUUUUUGUAAAUUUUAUGCUUUUUUGAUAAAUAUUUUAUAUAUAAUUAAAAAAAAUGAAUAUAACUUAAUGUAUUAUGUAACUAUAUGGACAAAAUAAAAGGAUGUUUAUAAAACUCUA
Lucilia cuprina (Australian sheep blowfly) is the source of this 846-nucleotide messenger RNA. RefSeq lists its product as uncharacterized. The record is from RefSeq and is a predicted model, not a curated record. Bases 214 to 504 code for a protein of 96 amino acids. Lineage: Eukaryota; Metazoa; Arthropoda; Insecta; Diptera; Calliphoridae. The transcript has 3 exons.